AUGGCUACAUGCACCCAUAUCUACACCAUGUAUAAAAACGGAAUGCUUUCAAAGCAAACACAAGUGUUCCCUCGAGAUGGGCUGGUGGCAUGGGUUAUAGGAGCGACAGAUGUGGCUAAAAUAAAUGGCUGA
This is a messenger RNA of Aspergillus niger, 132 nucleotides long. RefSeq lists its product as uncharacterized. The coding region runs from base 1 to 132 and encodes 43 amino acids. The record is from RefSeq and is a predicted model, not a curated record. NCBI's taxonomy places the organism in Eukaryota, Fungi, Ascomycota, Eurotiomycetes, Eurotiales, Aspergillaceae. The transcript has 2 exons.